Bradysia coprophila is the source of this 2130-nucleotide messenger RNA. Its product is annotated as sodium-dependent nutrient amino acid transporter 1-like. Gene Ontology annotation, molecular function: L-amino acid transmembrane transporter activity; amino acid:sodium symporter activity. NCBI's taxonomy places the organism in Eukaryota, Metazoa, Arthropoda, Insecta, Diptera, Sciaridae. Gene Ontology annotation, biological process: sodium ion transmembrane transport; nitrogen compound transport; amino acid import across plasma membrane. The record is from RefSeq and is a predicted model, not a curated record. Gene Ontology annotation, cellular component: plasma membrane.
AGCCAAUCAGUCACCUAUAUAGGUUUUCAUGACAUUCAAUAUACGCAUCCAACAAAUGAAAUAUAUCAAUUCCCGUACAAUAACAAGGUUUUGCGUUUCACUUUCUAAGAAAUAUCACACCGUACAGACGUCGUUCUGUUGUUGUUACUAUCGUGAAGUGAAUAAUCUUUAUCAAGCAGUGUCUUCCCGCAUCUUCCAAUCUUAUAUGUUGCGUUAUCUCAGUUUUGAUAAAAGAAUUACAAUUAAUUGAAAUCAUUAAGAGAGCAUAUUAUCGAGGCUAUAUAUUCCGAGAUGGUGGGGGAGACCAAAGGACCAUCAUCGAAUCGUGAUGUUUGGGCGAAUGACAUUGAAUUUUUACUGUCGUGCAUUUCUCUGUCAGUCGGCCUGGGAAAUGUAUGGAGAUUUCCAUUUACCGUUCUAGAGAAUGGCGGAGGCGCUUUUCUAUUUCCUUACAUAAUUAUCUUAUUCGUCAUUGGGAAACCCAUCUAUUGCCUGGAAAUGAUUUUGGGUCAAUUCUCCGGUCGAAAUAGUGUUGACGUAUACGAUGUAUCACCAGCAAUGAGAGGAAUCGGCUAUGGACAAUUGUACGCAACCGCCUUAGCGAUAUCGUAUUACGCGUCCGUGCUUGCAUUGAUAAUAAAAUAUUUAGUCGAUUCAUUUGCGUCAACGCUUCCAUGGAGUUUUUGUAAAAUCGAAUAUGGCAGGGACUGCAUUAACUCAUCCGAUCUAUCCCAUUUGGCAUCACCAACAAAUGUCAGCCGAUUCAAAUCUUCGGCUGAAUUUUAUUUUUACAAAUCGGUGCUGAAAGAGAAAACUUCUAUCGAUGAUGGUAUCGGAUAUCCGGAUAUUGAGCUGGCACUUUAUUUGGGAGUUGCUUGGGUAUCCAUUUCGUUGAUACUUAUUAAAGGAAUAAGGUCAUCAGGAAAAGCGUCGUAUUUUUUGGCCAUAUUCCCGUACGUCGUUAUGAUCAUCUUAUUUGUUCGCUCCGUUACACUACCAGGAGCCAUUGAAGGAAUUAAAUUUUUAUUCAUUCCGAAAGACAUUUUCACUCCUCAGGUCUGGAGCUCAGCUGUUAUCCAGGUGUUUUUCUCAUUAGCAAUAUGCCUCGGAACGAUAAUCAUGUACUCGUCGUUUAACAAAUUCACUCACAACAUCAACAGAAGCGUUAACAUUGUUACCACCUUGGACACAUUAACGUCCCUGCUAUGCUCUGUUAUUAUAUUCGGAAUCCUAGGAAAUUUUGCUCACGAAACGGGUACUGCUGAUAUACGUUCAACCGUUCAAGGCGGCUCUGGAUUGGCAUUUGUUUCCUAUCCGAAUGCAAUUUCGAAAUUCACUCUGUGGCCCCAAUUCUUUUCGAUUUUAUUCUUUUUCAUGUUACUUACCUUAGGCCUGGGCAGCAAUGUUGGCAUGACUUUGGUGCUGGUAAAUUUUAUACAAGACAAAUUCACCAAGUUUAAGCAUUGGCAAAUCGUUCUACCGAUAGCAGUAGUGCAAUUUAUGUGCGGAUUGGUAUACCUAACACCCGGCGGUCAACACAUACUAAAUUUGGUAGAUUUCUAUGGUGUGUCGUUCGUAGCACUAGUCCUUGCUGUACCAGAACUAAUAACAUUUGGAUGGAUUUACGGAGUAGAGAGAUUGUGGUUAGAUGUUAAAUUUAUGCGAAAUGUUGAAACCGGUUUAUAUUACCGUCUGACGUGGAAGAUUGUAUCCCCGCUUCUAAUGCUAAUCAUCUUGAUUUAUCAGGUCGUGCAAUUCAAACCUAUUUCUUAUAACGAACAGAAAUAUCCAGCAAACGUUACCGUAAUCGGAUGGUGCAUUUUCUUCUGUGGAAUCGUUCAGCUUCCGUUUUGGAUGUUAUUUGUAUUGAUUCAGAAAUGGAGUUCCAAGAAUACAUUAAAGGCAAACAUCAUUCAAAUAUUCCGUCCGGAAAGUAGUUGGGGACCAAAACAACCCGAAUUCAAGGAUCGAUAUCACCAGUACAUUAAUGAUGUUGACAUUAAUUACACGCCUUGUAUCGAAGUUAAAGAGUAUUUGUGCCGAUUCAAAAAUAUGACGAAUUUCAAUCACUGAACAGGUGUAUAUGACCGACGAAAAACUGUGGUCACAGUAUGCAAAAACAAAGGAAUU